Punctularia strigosozonata HHB-11173 SS5 is the source of this 696-nucleotide messenger RNA. RefSeq names its product mitochondrial distribution and morphology family 33. The transcript has 2 exons. Gene Ontology annotation, cellular component: mitochondrial inner membrane. The annotation marks the transcript as partial. Gene Ontology annotation, biological process: inner mitochondrial membrane organization. Lineage: Eukaryota; Fungi; Basidiomycota; Agaricomycetes; Corticiales; Punctulariaceae. The record is from RefSeq and is a predicted model, not a curated record.
GAACGAUUACGGGAGCUCUCGACGAAUAGCGCGAUCGCGAUGAGGAAGCGGAUGGACGAGUUUACCGCCUCCGCGAUGGUCGCGUUCUCUCGCCUUGGAGGGCAGCUCAACCACGUUACUGGAUACAAUGAGAUCGACGAUUUGAAGAGGAGAGUAAGGGAACAAGAGGCGCGCAUCGAGGAAACUCGCAAGGCUGCUCGUGAAGCGAAGGCGGCAUACGACGACGCCGUCACGCGACGGGCGCAAUCUCAGAAAGACGUCAACGACCUAUUACAGAGGAAAUCCUCCUGGAAGGACGACGACGUCGCACGGUUUACGACGCUCGUUAGGGCGGAUCACCUACACGAGCAAGAGGAGAUGCGGGCGAAGGAAAACCUGGAUCGCGCGGACAUGGCCGUCGAGCGCGAGUUCAGCAUCCUCAUGCGCGCGAUCCUGGACCGGUACCACGAGGAGCAGGUGUGGUCCGACAAGAUCCGGAGCGCGUCCACGUACGGAUCGCUCGCGGCGCUCGGGCUCAACUUGUUCGUCUUCAUCACGGCCAUCAUCAUCGUCGAGCCGUGGAAGCGGCGGAGGCUUGCGCAGACGUUCGAGAAGAAGGUGGAGGAGAUGGGUAUGCAGACGCGCGCCAUGUUCGUGAGCGGGAUGAAGGAGCUCGAAGACCACCUGGAGGAGCAGGAGAAGCGGCUGGUGAAGGUC